CCAAGCAAACCUCGCAGCCGCCGGCCCCACCCGGCACCUGCCUCCUCCUAGAGGGCCCCGCCCUAGCCCCGCCCCCUCAGCCCGGGAAGCGGCAGCCGGCGAAAGCUCUUGCUUGCCUGCCUGCGAGUUAUUUGCAAGGAUCUUGUUGAUAGUGCUGCUGCGGCUGCUCCUACAGCUACAGAAGGAGGACCUGCCAUGGGGAGAGUGCAAGGAGGGAUGCGCUGUAUCAAGCUCCUGCUCUUCAUUUUCAACUUCAUAUUUUGGUUGGCAGGCACAGCUGUUGUCGCAUUUGGGCUAUGGCUGCGGUUUGGAGGAGUAAUAAGAGAUUUAGCAACUGAUGAAAAAUCCCCACAAUACUUUUAUAUGGGACUAUAUGUGCUGAUAGGAGCCGGUGUAUUGAUGAUUACAGUGGGAUUUUUUGGAUGUUGUGGAGCUGCACGGGAAUCUCAGUGCCUGCUUGGAGCAUUCUUCACAUGCUUAUUGGUGAUUUUUGCUGCUGAAGUCACUGCAGGAGUUUUCGCUUUCAUUGGCAAGAAAGUGGCUGUCCAGGAAGUCCAGAGCAUCUAUAAUGAAGCUUACGAAAACUACAUCACUGAUGCUGGGAAAGGCAACAAAACUCUCAUCCAAUUCCACGAUGCACUUCAAUGCUGUGGGAAAGACAGUGACGCUCAAGUGAAGGCCACCUGUCCAAAAGACCUGGAACAAUCCAAAAAUUGCAUCGAUGAAAUUGAGCAUCUCAUUCACUCGAAGCUUCAUUUAGUUGGCAUUGUUGGGAUUGGAAUUGCUGGAAUCACAAUCUUUGGCAUGAUCUUCAGCAUGGUCCUUUGCUGUGCAAUCCGGAACACAAGAGACAUGCUCUAGAACUCUUGCUGUAUAACAUUUUACUUUCACACCAGGGACUGGAGAGCUUCUGGAUGGAACUCUGCAAGAAGCACUUGCCUGCUCAGCCUAACAACUAUAAUCCAUUUUAAUUUGUGGUGUUAACCAACUGACAGAGAAAAGGGGAUGUUUGGUAUGCCUGAGAGUUUGCAUCAUUUGCAUUUUAAAAUUUAGGUCAAAGAAAUCUGACUAAAUAGGAUGUGUUUACAAUGCCUUUUUCUUAAGAAAAAAGGGGAAUGGCAGCAUCUAAGAUGAAAUUUUAUAUGAAAUAUGACUUUGCACCUGUGUGCAGAUGAACAGUGCCUGUAUCUCCAUAUUCAAGUACAUGUGCGUUUGUUUUGGCACACAGAUGUGUGUGGUGCAGCUGCACAGAUAUCUGUAUAUACGGUACUCCAUAUGAUUGUGUGUGUGGUUUGUGGCUGUCUGUAUCUGCAUGCAUAUUCCUUCCAUAUAUACACUUGGGUGCAUACUCAGAUUACCCAGGCUAAAGCCCUUUCCAAGUGGACUCCUGUUUGCUGUUCAACUGUGGAGAAGCAAAUGACUUUUGAAAAACAAAAAGUUUGGUCUGGUUCUUUAUCCAGUCUCUGCAGUGCUCAAAGUAAACUGGAUUUAACUAGUUGGAUUGGAGGGAAUGGGGAAAGACACACUGCUCAGAUCUGUUCCUGAGCAGUUCUUCUCAUUGGGAGAUUUCUGUUGGUUUGCCAAGUGAAGCAUUGUUUACAGGGAGGGUCUUAUUUUGACCACUAGAGGCCCCAUAGGGAACCAGCAGGUUCAUACACAGGAAGGUAGUAAUACAAGCGAGUACCAUAACACCAAAUUAAGGGAAAUCUAUUAAUAAAUCAAUAGAUUAAAAAAGGGAGAGAGAGAAAAAGAGCCUGUUGUGGAAAUUAUAUAACCAUGUUUUUGAAUAGGAUCUCUCUUUUUAAAAUCAGAUUUUUCCUGAUCUUGUUUAAUCUUGCUCAAAAAAUUGGUUUUCUGUAUUGUCAUCAAAGCUGCAUUAUGGGUAAAACCUGUUAAAAUUACACUGUAUGCUUAAAAUACCUCAGCAGUGAGUUUACAGUUGAUCUGUGCUUUUUAUCAUCAUCAUCAUUAUUAUUAUUAUUAUUAUUAUUUUAAUUUCUUUCUAUUAAAAUGUUCUUCAGAAGGUAAUGCUUAGCCAGUGGGAAAUAGUUUAUGGUGCAAUUCUAGUCCAUUACAAUCAAUGGGAUCUUGCCAUUGAGUUCAAUGGAAGGUGCACCCACAGAACUUUUAUAUAUCUAGCCUAUUUCUGUCAAGCUGUCAUUUUGGGAGUCAGGUAAGGGCCUCUGUUCUUCUCGUCCUGUUCAGGCAUUCACAGAACGCUGCUGAAUACACUUAGAGAGCUUUGAAUGAGUCAGAUGUCCCGCCCCCUGCUGCCCGCCAUUCACUCUCCCAGCCCCACUCUUCAAAUUACUGCAGAGUUUGUCUCAAGAGCCCCCAGUCUCCCAAUCACGCUUACAUGUUUGUUUCUUCAGAUCACAUGAUCUCCAAUCACAUGAUCAUGCAAUCACACUUACAGCAUUCGUCUCUUCAAACAAACACUGCAGUAAGUGUGAAAUGCAGGAAGGGUGAGUGACAGAUGGGUUGGGGCUUCUGACCCGUUUCAAGCCCUGUAAGCAUGUUCAGCAGCAUUCUCCUGAAUGCCUGAACAGGGCAUCUGUCUUUUUCUGAUUCAGGUUGUUAUGUUUUGAAUGGGAAUGGGCGAUUUAACAGAAUAUGUCCGCGGGAGAGCCCUGGCUUACUAAUACAUGGUAUUCCAUGUAUAUUCCUUGUACAUGAGCCUUUAUUCCAUCAAAACAUAUUAAAAAAUAGAUGAGCGCUCAGGGAAAUCUUGCUGUAUUGGGGCCUUCUUUUGAAGUUCAGUAUGCACCCAAGAGUGUUUAUGUGUAUGUGUGCAUGUAUGUCAGAGAGAGAGAGAAACCCCAAGCUGUGUGCAGUCUUCUCCUUCCACAAUGUAAUGCUCCCCUUACCUACAUCCCAAAUGGUUUCAAUUACACCACUUUUUUUUGCCUGUGCUGCUUGGCCCAUAUUGGGUAAUCAGGCCCACAAAAACACCUUUCACAUGAUGGGAGCCAAGUCCAGCAGCCCAAAAUGGCCUACCCUCCUAUAGUUGUAGGGAAAGUUCUACACUGUCGCAUUCUGGCAGAUGCAUUUCUCACUGGCCGGAGGAAUUACACCUAUCUCCUUGCUAAUCAGAAAACGUAAAUUCCAGAGCAUAGUCACAGGUUCUGAACCUCUUGUGACCUCCAUGUCACAAGGUCAGAACCUCUUACUUGCUCUAUCUCUGUGAAACAACCUUGUCCUGUGCAGACCUCAUGCCUGCCUGCUGAACACUGCUGAUAACUGAGCUGUGGGUUGCACCCCUAGGGAGGGAUUUGAUAUCCACACAAGCAGGUGGGGCAGUGCACACACGCCCACUGUUAGUGGCAGUGGAACCACAGAGAUGUACACAUAUACGUACAUGACAUUAUUUUAAAUUAAUGGACAUGGGCAUCAGUGUAAUGAUACCAUGUUGGAUUUUGCCUUUUUCGUCACUGAUGCUAUUGGAGUAGCCAAGCCUGGAGAAACCAGUCUUGCUUCCCAAAUGCCAUCUGUUGUUUGCUUCUGUACCUGUAAGUGCCUUUUUGGAGACAGGGCUGAGUGCCAGUGAUAUAAGUAAACUUUUUAUCAGAACUAGACUUGAACUGUAUUUCUUUCUAAUGAAUUCUCAUUUCCCCACAUACCAUUGUGUCUGUGUCUGCACACAUAAUUGUUGUACCUGUACUGGGUUCAUCUACUUUCCAGAAAUAAUAAAAGGAUUUCUUUGGAAGAGCAGGCUAGAAAUCUAAUGACACCAGGUGCAUAUUUUCUAGAUUAUUUCAGUGUCCUAAAACACAGCAUAUAUUUAAAAUCUAUCAGUGCCUUUAAAAACUCCACAACUGUAGCCUUUCCACCUCACCAUGUCAACACCAUAGUUGGAAAACUAUUUCCAACACCAUAUUGAUGGGUGAUCCCUCAAUGCUAAAUAACUUGUGUCUUUAAUGCCAGCCAUUGCUGGCAGACUAUUAUUUAGCUCUGUCUAUCCCCUUCUUACAUUUUGCACUUUUCUAUGGCAUUUUAUUAACAGUAUGCAACCCAUGAGCAUGCUAUCACUCCAUCUCUUUUUGAAUAUGCACUUUCCAAAUCUUGUUCCUUGCCCCUAGACUUUGUUACAUGUGAGUUGGCACACUCACUCAGUUGGCCAUCCAAGACCUCAGUGAGAGUGGUUCACUGCAUGUCAUGAGAACUCCUUCCUCCUUCAGGUUGACUAGACCACCAAUGAUGCUGGCAGUUAGUGAGAGCGGUGCCUAGUGAUAGUCGCUGCUGGAGCAGACAGGUGCCAUGGGUUCCUAUGGGAAAUACACUCCUUGCUUUGUGCUGCUGCUUCUUUGGCAGAAGCGUGACACUUGAUUCACAAACUCUGCUGGGAACUAAGUGCAGUGUCUUUCUAAGAGUGACUAAUGUGAAAAAUGGCCACAGUAGCAACUCAGCAGGUGGAACAGAAAGCAGGCCAUGGGAGAUGGGGAGUUGGUGCGGUCAGAGCCUCCCCAAUGUCUUUAAGAUGUCCCUGCUGGAUAAAGCAGCACUCUCCAAGCUACUAAACAUACCACAUGACCUUCAGCCACUGCUUUCAUGGGCUGUGGAGAAGGCAGUUGCUUGCCUGCCUUCCCCGGCAGAUGAGCGGUGGCUGUUCUUGUCAGACUGUGCCCACACAAGCGGCAGCGCAGAAAGAGAAAGAGCUGGGAGUGGGAGGAAUUCCCCAUCCCACAUUUCAUGGUGCCCCAAGCUACGGGCACGGCAGCUAAUCGCAUAAGAGCAGCCACCACACUGAAUGUGGCCGCUCCAUCCCCCCAGCAUGCUGCCAGAAGUGGCAGCAGGCUGGGGGAAGCCAUUGAUCCCCAUGGCAGUCGUGCACACGAUCACCGACUGAGGUUAAGUGGACCACAGGUCCUGGUGCUUCGAUCCCAGUACUUCACAUGUGCAGCCUAGCCCAGGCUGGGCUGCACCUGUAAACAGCCACAUGGUCUACCUCAGCACCUUGACACUGCGGACUUGCCAAGCAGUGUUAUCCUGCUUUGGUGGGGGAGGAUGGCAAAGAUAAGUCGAGGAUGUUUAAAAAUACAUUUAAUAAGCACUCAUUUGGAGGGAAAGCUUAUCCUUGUGGAGCCAUGGGAACAUUAUGCAUCUAAUAGAUGCCCUGUCCUGUCUAAUGUAAUCAUAGGCAUUCUCAACAGCCAUGGGAAUGACUAUUUCUACUGUGUUCCAGAACUUCCAGUGUCAUUGUAUCUGUUAGGUAGUAAUGCCUGGCCACUCCUGGCUGCCUAUGGGGAUCAGGCAAGCCCUGAUAGAAACAAGACCACGAAACAGCCAUGCCAUAUAAUGGUUGAUGCCUCCUUUACUGACACCCUACUGGAAACCAUUAUUUAAGUGAAAACAUGUUCCUCUUCCAAAGCUGAUUGGUUCCAAAGCUGUUAUCUCUUCCCCUUAAAAGCUACGUUUUAGGGUUUGUGCAGGAAGCUUCAUUCAAAUGUUAGUAGAAAUGUAAAUAAAUAUAAUCCUCCACUCAGUCCUCCUUCCCACUGUGCUUGAUAUCAGACAGCAACAGUGCAUCAAGCUGUUAUCAUGGGAAAGCAAGUAUGUUCAUGUCUAGUCAUUUCCUCUGGCUGUAAAUGUUGUUCUCAAUUGUUCUGUUACUGAGAUAUGUUAUAGUUUGGUCUGCUCUCUGAAUGCAUUUUUAUCACCUUUCCGCUACUGAAGUUGAUGCAGAAAUCUAAUAAAAAAUAAUCUGAAAUAAAAUCUAGUGGGGUAUUUCUUUGUGCUAGCCAACAUCAUAAUUCCCAUUAUAUCUACCAGCUUUCUUUCCCAGAUAUACACGUAGUGUUGGGCAGUAGAAUGGAGUGGGGGCGGAGGCGGGGGGUUGUCUGUGGUUUCAAGCACUAACAGUGCAUUGAGGGUGUGUUGUGAUGUGUGCUGCCAUGACAAGAUGUGUGCAAUAUGUUUUGAUACUAUGUAUUUCACUCUUUUCUGUGUUUUGCAAUUCCACUGUCAGGUUAUUGUCCUGUAAAUCCAAUAUGACCAAA
Hemicordylus capensis (graceful crag lizard) is the source of this 5996-nucleotide messenger RNA. It is a transcript of the gene TSPAN2, whose product is annotated as tetraspanin 2. The transcript has 8 exons. Gene Ontology annotation, cellular component: membrane. NCBI's taxonomy places the organism in Eukaryota, Metazoa, Chordata, Lepidosauria, Squamata, Cordylidae. Bases 196 to 861 code for a protein of 221 amino acids. The record is from RefSeq and is a predicted model, not a curated record.